Molecule: messenger RNA, 3772 nt
Organism: Symsagittifera roscoffensis
Lineage: Eukaryota; Metazoa; Xenacoelomorpha; Acoela; Convolutidae
Product: sodium-dependent phosphate transporter 2-like
Exons: 9
Coding region: 1405-3678 (757 amino acids)
Biological process (GO): phosphate ion transmembrane transport
Cellular component (GO): membrane
Molecular function (GO): phosphate transmembrane transporter activity
Source: RefSeq, a predicted model, not a curated record
UACAGGCUGCACUCCUUUUGAAAUGUAUCCUUUUCAAUAGCUUUGUGUUUUCAGACACGUUUAGAGUUUUUUCAAGUGAAAUGAUAUGUUGUUUCAAUCUUGUUUGUUUUGGCUCUGGCAAAAUGAAAUAAAAUUGCUUGGUAAUUGUAUAACUUUGUCUAAUCUGAAAUUAAUCGAAACUAAUUUUUUUCAUAAAUAUGCUGUUUACAAAUAGUUUCAUCGCGUGUCUUCUGCAUAGCAAGCAAGUUUAAAACCUCAGUUAGAGCCAAACUGAUAAUGUUGCUUGUUAAGUUUUCAAAAAUGUUUUGCAACAAUUUUCUGUUUUGCUUUCUUUAAACUUUUUUCGACAUAUUUUUUUUCCAUCGCCAGUGGUGCGAAGCUCUGCUCCACCUCUGUGUAAAAAUUACUAACCAAUUCGUCAUAUGAAAUAGCCAAAACAGUUUAAAGUUUCUUCACGUGAUGACCUUGCUUAGGAAAUUGAUUCUUGCCAUAAUUUUUUCGGAAAAUUGCCCGCUCGAAAAAAUCUUAGGAUCAUGUGAACAAUCUCCACCCCCUCGAAUUGUUUUAGAGGGUGUGGUUGGUGGUUUGCAUUUAGUUAUUUUGCUGUUUUGCAAAUUUAACGAUGCGAAUUUUGAUGCAACGGAUAAAAUUCACAUGGGCCAAAUCCUUAUCGGCCUUUGUGUAGUGGAAGACGUUAAAUUUUAGUAUGUGAUGUUAUUUUAUUACAGACACCCUUUGCCAGUCUGCGUCUUCAUCGAUCUUUACUGAAGGUAAUCAGAAGGUCAAAAGUAUCAUAGUAACCGAGGUUACAGUCAGGAGUCCCUUCAUUACGUAUUCCAGUCAAAAUCCUUGGAAUUUUCUAGAUAUGGAAGUGAUAAUGAUAAAAGAAGUGUUGAUGUCAUUUUCAAUUAAAAUCGAUACGGGUUACCUUUCGAUACGGGUUACGUUUCGCCCUUCAUCGAAUGACUAAUUUUUUCUAGCUUUCACCAAUGACUUCCAAGUUCAGUUUGCAAAUUUAGCACGGUAUAAGACUUCGUGAAUGUUUAUGGAAUUCGCGUCAAUCACUCAAUAAUGCUGAUCCUGAAACCUUUACUCAAAUUAAAAGCUAUAGGCCUGUCUGAGUCUUCUCUAGCGCUAUAAGUUACACGCUUUAAAAUGAUAAAAGCUCCUAGCUUAGAAGAGAAAAUGUAUUUGCUCUUUGAUUAAGAAGAACUCAUUUCUCUCAUGUUAACUCUGAGCUCGUGUUCUCUAAGUAAGCUUUACUGAAUCUUCAGUCUAACGUGGAGUGGAGAUCCAUUUGUAUGGCAAAUAUACUCAAAAAUUAGCCGGUUUCGAAAUGGUUCAAAAAUUGUAAAAGUGAAUUAUCACAUGGUCAGAAAAGCGCAAGUUUGAUGAUAUUAAAUCAUGGACGGUGAUAUAAUUUGGUUGGUGCUAGCUGCAAUCAGUGCAUUGGUGUUUGCUGUUGGAAUCGGGGCGAAUGAUGUUGCGAAUGCCUUCGGAGCGUCAGUGGGCUCUGGGGUGCUCACUUUACAACAGGCGUACGUUUUUGGAGCCCUGUUCGAAACACUCGGAGCUUUGAUGCUGGGUGGUGAAACUUCGAAAACUAUCAGCACAGACAUUAUUAUGAUUUCUCAAUUCAAUAGUACGCAAAACAUGCUCAUGGCCGGAGAAGUUGCUGCUUUAGUUGGCGGAAGUACAUGGAUUCAUUUUUGCACCUUCUUAAAGCUACCCAUUUCUGGAACUCACACAAUAGUUGGAGCGACAAUGGGCUUUGCCGUGUUCAGUGAAGGUCUCAAGUCCAUCAACCUCAUAUCGAUGCUCUACCUUAUGAUUGUCUGGCUUAUUUCGCCAAUCCUCGCAGGCGUGAUAUCUGCAGCUCUGUUUUCAAUUAUACGCUUCUUCGUGCUGGAUACAAAAAAUCCCAUGAAACCAGGACUAGCGGCGAUGCCUUUGUUUUACAUGAUCGCCAUAUUUCUCAACUUGCUGUCAAUCCACUUUGUUGAAAAUUCACCUAUAGAAAGACUUUUCGGGAGGACGUUUCCUGUCAUCGCUAGAGCUGCCUUCAGUGGGUUGGUGGCCAUUGUGGUUGCAAUCGUGGUUCGGUUGCUUUUCGUCCCUUUUACACGACGGAAGAUAGAAACACAGCGGAAACUGAUGGAAAACAUGUCUUAUAAGGAGAAAGUGAGGAAGCGUGAGAAUGUGACGGACACUCUGAAGUUCUACUUCAGUCUGAACAGGUGGUCUACUUCCAGCAACAGUGCCCUACAGAGGAGGAGGGACAUGCGCAGGCGGAGACUACAUUUCAAGGCCAUACUGCCUGACAACACGCAGGUUUAUGGGGCUGCUACUCUGUCUGUGAACUCAAUUAGGGACGAGCUUCAAUCGUCGACCUCGCUCGAGAGUAUUGCGUCUGAGAAUUCAAUAUUCCAAGGUGGUUCUUCAGUUUCUUUUUCGGACACUCCGUUCCAGCCUAAGCGACGAUCAAUGAAUAAACAAACCGAUUUCCGAUUUCGUCGCGACGCUGAAUUACUGAAUAACUCAAGUUCAAUUGUAUCUAGUUCUGUUGCGCAAGAAAGUAAUUCAAGAGUUUGCAAAUAUGAGGGUGCGGUUUCUUCGAGGCUGCGUGAUGCUCGGAAAGACGAUCUGAAGAAGAAGAAAGCGAAACUUAGAAGGAAUUCGUACCAAGUGAACAGAAACCUAAGAUAUCAAGUGAUCAACAUUAACAAAAAUUCUGGCGGCAUUUUAAAAAGAUGGAUCCCAGCACCUAACGGGAUUAAAAGAAAGUGCUACUCCUGUCCUGACAGUCUGUUCAACAAAGACCGCUCUUCGAGAGCCCAACUAGACCCAUCUGAGCUGGUAGGGGGCAAUGAGAUGACGUCAUCUAUCUCGACCAACAACCAGGUGUGGUUCUCCAACCCAGAGAUAGAGCAAGAGGAAGAAUAUGCCAAAGGGAGGAGUUAUAGACAGUCACUAAAUGUCAUCAACCAGUUGAAAGAGGACGGGGAGGACAGAAAAAGCAAGAAAUUCCAAGAACCCAAAGAAAUGGGCAAGCGGAUUCUGUUCACGGAGCCAACUCCAGCUGAGUUGGAACUAUUUAGAAACGAGAUCAACAAAAGAGACAAACCUGAGUGUGCUUUCAUAUUCAAACAUCUCCAAAUUCUCACUGCGUGUUUCGCAGCUUUCGCACAUGGUGGAAAUGAUGUCAGCAAUGCAGUGGGACCGCUGGCCACAAUGUUCAUGCUCACCUUCGGAGACGACAGCUGGAACAGUGUGUUGAAGCACGACUGGAACUCCUUAUCCACCGACUGGAAAGUUUCUUUCCUAAUCAGCAACUCACUCAGUCUCUUUGGAGGACUUGGUAUCUCUCUGGGUCUCUGGAUCUGGGGUUACAGAGUCAUCAAGACUCUAGGAGAGGACCUUACUUUCAUAGUCCCCUCUAGCGGGUUCACGAUCGAAAUCGGAACGGCGUUGACUGUCCUGUUAGCGUCGAGUUUUGGAAUUCCAGUGUCUACAACGCAUUGUAAAGUGGCAGCUAUAGUUGGAGUUGGUUAUAUAAGGACGAAUAAGAAUGUAGAUAAGAAGAUCCUGAAGAAGAUUGCGACUGCAUGGGUCGUAACUAUUCCGGCUGCUGCCACUCUGUCGGCUGUGGCAAUGUCGGUUCUGAGGGAGUUUGCGUGAAAUUGAAACGACCGCAUUUCCUAGUUUGUUCAUCCUCAAUCAAAGCCUAGUCGAGCAAUAAUGAAUAGCCAUUAAAAGCAAGGUUGAUCACUGU